AUGAGCCAACAGCAGCCUGCCAACAGCGACCCGGCGUUCCAGCAGGGCGAGCACGACGACGACAAUGCCACCUUCACCGUCGAUGACGUGGCCGAGGUGGUGCCGGACGACGACGAGCAGGGCGUGCCCAUGGACGAUGACUCGGAUGACGAGCACGGCCAGGGCGCUGCAGGGCCCGCCGACGAAGGCGAGCAGGACAUGACCGACGGCCAGCAGGAGUUUGUCGACAACUCGAUCGCCGCCUUCUACUCGCACCGCAAGUCGCUCUUCUGCAUCGCGCUCCACCCCAACUUCCCCAGCCCGCCACUGGCGCUCAGCGGCGGAGAGGACGACGGCGGCUGGAUCUGGAACACCCAGGACGGAUCCGAGAUUGCCCGCCUCGGCGGCCACACCGACAGCGUGACGGCCGCCUCGUUCAACGCCGCCGGCGACCUCGCGGCCACCGCCGGCAUGGACGGCAAGAUCCGCGUCUGGCGGAUGGUGGGCGCCGACUGGAAGACGUGGGAGUUCCUCACCAACCUCGAGGGCCCGGACGAGGUCGUUUGGAUGGACUGGCACCCCAAGGGCAGCGUUCUCUCGGCCGGCGGCGCCGACUCGACGGUCUGGAUGUGGCAACUACCGUCCGGCAACGUCAUGAACGUCUUUUCGGGUCAUACGGAAGCCGUCACCUGCGGAUCGUUUACGCCUGAUGGCAAGAAGCUGGUCUCUGGCUCAGAGGACAGAAGCUUGAUCGUGUGGGACCCGCGCAACGCGACACCGCUGUCGAAGCUGCAGGUCAACCUCGAAGGCGGUCUGACGCAGCUCGCCGUCUCGCCCGACUCCAAGGUGGUCGUCGUCGGCGGUGCCGUCGGCGACGUCCGCGUCGUCAACAUCGCCGCCAUCGACAACGGCGGGUCCGCCAACGUCGUCAGCGCCCUCGUCGGGCAUGCCGAGGGCGAGUCAAUCGAGGGGAUCCAGUUCAUCGACGUUGGCGGCGGGAGCCGGACGGGCCACGUCAUCACGGCGUCGACCGAGGGCAAGGCCGUGGUCUGGGACAUUUCGCUGGCCAAGAUGCGUUGCGAGGUGCUCCACGACGCCGCCAUCACGUCGAUCGCGCUGCACCACGGCACCACGCUCUUUUCGACGUCGUCAGCCGACCACACGAUCAAGACCUGGGACGCGCGGACGGGCGCCUGCAUCGCCGUGCAGCGCGGAUUCACCGACGGCGUCCUCGCCCUCGCCGUCGGCAAGGACGACGGCUUCACCCAGGGCGCCGAGAGCGGAGGCAUCGGCGCCUACGCCGACCCCUCCAAGGCGCGCGGCUGGAAGAUUGUCGGCGCGGGCGACGAAGGCGUCGGCCUCGUCUUCCGGGUAUAA
This is a messenger RNA of Pseudozyma flocculosa PF-1, 1356 nucleotides long. RefSeq lists its product as uncharacterized. NCBI's taxonomy places the organism in Eukaryota, Fungi, Basidiomycota, Ustilaginomycetes, Ustilaginales, Ustilaginaceae. The transcript is spliced from 3 exons. Gene Ontology annotation, molecular function: protein binding. The record is from RefSeq and is a predicted model, not a curated record. Bases 1 to 1356 code for a protein of 451 amino acids.